CGUUUUAUCAUAUAACUGGCGUUCAUUCAUCGAAGUUUAUUUUUCUCUUGGUGCCUUUAGUAAAAGUUAGUGAGACUAUGAUCACUACUACUUCACGAAACACUGCCAUUAGAACUAGGUCAAUGAGGCCUGAAGAAGUCCAUUAUUUACCAGACCUCGCUGUUUAUAUUAAUUUGUCAUUAUAAUCACAGACUGUCUAGCACGCGACAGACAAUCUUGGAAUUACACGUAGUUGACAAAAAUGUUUCGAAAAAUGGUUACUUCGUUAUUUUUGCUCUUCCUUCUGAUGAUUUGGGGAGAAUGUAUGACAAAGCAGGAGAUAGAACAGUAUAGGUUAAAGACAAAAUCUAUGUUUUACCAUGGAUAUGACAGUUAUCUGAGACAUGCUUAUCCUUAUGAUGAAUUAAAGCCUUUGUCAUGCAGUGGUCAGGAUACAUGGGGAAGUUACUCUUUAACCUUGAUAGAUGCCCUGGACACACUGCUGGUUCUUGGAAAUACAUCAGAGUUUCAAAGGAUCACCAAUCUGCUGGAACUUACUUUAGAUUUUGAUAUGGAUAUUAAUGUUUCUGUCUUUGAAACAAACAUAAGAGUGGUAGGAGGUCUUCUGUCAGCUCACUUACUUGCACCAAGGGCUGGAAUCACUGUAGAGGAAGGGUGGCCAUGUCAAGGUCCUCUGUUAAGACUCGCUGUAGAUGCAGCUGAAAGGCUGCUGCCAGCUUUUGACACCCCAACUGGGAUGCCAUAUGGUACAGUGAAUCUUCGUUAUGGAAUCCCUCCGUCUGAGACACCAAUCACCUGUACUGCAGGGUGUGGCACUUUCAUUGUAGAGUUUGGAACAAUCAGCGCCCUGACAGGUGAUCAAAGAUUUAUGGAUACUGCUAUGAAAGCUUUAGAAGGUCUCUGGAAAAGCAGAUCAAAGCUUGGACUGGUGGGUAACCAUAUUGAUGUAGUAAGUGGGAAAUGGACAGCUCAGGAUGCAGGCAUUGGAGCUGGUGUUGACUCUUACUUUGAGUAUCUCCUUAAAGGAGGUAUUCUGUUUAGUUCUCCGAGAUUGGUGGACAUGUUCAAAGAAUUUUAUGACAAAGUUCAGCAGUACCUGAAGAUUAGUGAUUGGUAUGUGUGGGUCCAUAUGGAUAAAGGUCAGAUUACAAUGCCAAUCUUUCAGUCUCUCGAUGCCUAUUGGCCAGGACUUCAGACACUAUGGGGUGAUAUCGGAGCAGCAUCAAGAACUCUUCAAAAGUACCACAGUGUCUGGCGACAUUUUGGAUUCAUCCCUGAGUUUUAUCAGAUUGCAUCUGGAGAGCCUUACUCUGGAAGAGCUGGAUAUCCUCUGAGACCAGAGCUGAUUGAGAGUGCCAUGUACUUAUAUCGUGCAACAAAGGAUCCAUAUUUUCUUGAAGUAGGGAGGGAUAUGCUGGAAUCAAUAGAAAGCAGUGCUAGAACCCCAUGUGGAUAUGCUACAAUAAAAGAUGUGAAGACACAUGAGCAAGAGGAUAGGAUGGAGUCUUUUUUCUUAGCAGAAACAACCAAGUAUUUGUAUCUUUUAUUUGAUGAACAUAAUUUCAUUCAUCAGAGCAAUGGCUCAGUGGAUCAACAAAUCAGACCCACACAGUCACCUUCAUGCAAUCCUGGCUCUGCAGGUUACUUAUUUAACACAGAAGCUCAUCCAAUUGAUAUUGGAGCAAUACACUGUUGCUCACCUUCAAGACUGACAUACAUACCUGAUGAAUUAUUUAGAACUCGAGAUAUGAUAGCAGAAAACUCCCAAGAACUGAAUUAUGAAAUUAAUGAGGAUUUGAAUAAUGAAGAUGUGCAAAAAACGUUCACCGGUGCUUACACUUGCAAGGAAAGACCUUUCCACAAGAGAUUCUCCGUGUUAGGUGCAUUUUUUGAAGGAAGCGAUGAGGCACCUUAGUACAUGCUUGGGUAAGUUUCCUUCUAAGUGGUUUUUGGGAUGUCAUGCAACACUCUGGGAGCCGUGUGUGACAUCUUAAAAAAUGACUUGGAAUGAGACUUAACAUGGGUUGGCUCUACAGAAUAAAGAAAAAAUUAUAUGAAUAUUUAUUCAAUUAAAAAUUGAAGUUUCAAAUUAUCUAUUUUUCUAAAUGUGGUGUACCAAGAAAAUAUUUCCACUCUAAAUAUUUACAGAUUAGAGGAUUUUUCUGAACCCAUGGGGAAUAAAACAUCCCUUACCAAUCUUUACCAUAACAGCCCAUUUAAAAAAAAAAAAAAAGGAGAUCGGACUGGGCAAGGUGCAAUAGUAAGCCUAGUUAGGUUAAGUUUUGCCUUUUAUGAUAUCAUAGAACUCAGUAAAAUGACCUACUAUUGAGAGUAAUUUGGCCACUGUAAGGAGUUAAAAAGCUGAUGUUUUGAGCAUUAGCCCUUCAUCAGAGUGAAGGGCAAAGGGCUGACGCUUGAAACAUGAGCUUUUUAAACUCUUUAUGGUAGCCAGUUUACAAUUUUAACUUAGUUAAUGAAAUGAAAUUAAUCUGUAGCCAGUCUCCUUCAUCAUCUGAACAAGAGCUGCUGAAUGCAGCUGUGUCAAUCUUCACAUUGGAAGUGACAUCAUCCUAUUACAUUAUCACAACAUCUUAUGAUUAUACUUCAUCAUAAAUCUUGUUAUAUUAUCUAUUUUAAUAACUGUGGAAAAUGUUAAAAUAGUUAGCAAGCAAACUGUUUGCUAAAAAGAAUUGGACAAGUUAGAAAAUUUGCAGCGAUUGACAGUUGCAUGAAGUACACAACUGGAUGGUUUUGAAAAAUAGCUGUGAUAAUUUUUUAUUUCAUUAUUACUCAGAAUGUGUUACCAUAUGAUAAUAAAAUCAUUAUAAAUUAUAGUUAUUAAUAGAAUAAUAAAGUAAUACUCAUAAAUCACAAUACCUACUGAGUUUCUAUUGAAAUUAAUGUGUAUCUAUAGCAAUUUAAACAAAAAGUUUUUUUCAAUAUGCAGUAAAAGAGAAAAACAUUACGAAAAGACUGAAAAAAAACCUCUGUGAACAGGGUACAAUGUGGUGCUAGGUGAGUCAAUUACUAGUCUAAGAGGUUUCACCUCCCUCUAGAAAUUUGAUACACAAUGACAAGAAAACUAUUAACACCUUUAUAUUAUUCUACAGGAAAUUUGAUUACUUGAUGAGGGAAUAAUUUCUGCAUUAAAUUUCAUGCAAAAACUGAUAUCGCACAAAUCACAAGGCGAGUGUGAUAUUAAAUUUGAGUCAAGUGAUGGAUUUUCCUUGAAUCGCAAAAUUGAAUAAAAAAAAAAAAAUUAAAAAAAAACCAGCAAUACUUAUAGUUUCCAAAAAAAGAAAAUGAUUACUUUUAACCUGUGUAACAAAGGUUUCCAUCCAAUUUCUAGACUCUCUCAUAUAAUUUCAAACACUUGCCUCUGAUUUUAGACACUCAGUCUGCUGUGGAACUUUUCCCUCUGAUUAAAUGUAGAAGGGUUAAUAAAAGCAAAGAGGGUGAUAGGGGUAGGGAGGGUAAGAAGGAGAACCAGAGAUGCAAAGGGGGGUGUGGGGGAGUUACUACAAGCAGACAAGCAACAAAUCAGAAGUUAAAAAGCAAGAAAUUUGAUUAAUUUAUUAAUUUGUUUGGUAUUGUUUGUAAAAGUAUUGUUUUGUUCUAGAGAGUUAGUUAAAGUGUCACUGUAUGCAAGUACAUAAAUUUAAGUAAAUCAAAAGUUAACAACUCUUCCAAUAUUAUAGCCUUAAAAAAAAUAAUACAACUGAUUAUAAGUAGUAUAAAGUGGACUUAAAUUUUUACCUUUUGACACCAUCUUACUCUUGAGA
This is a messenger RNA of Stylophora pistillata, 3782 nucleotides long. RefSeq names its product ER degradation-enhancing alpha-mannosidase-like protein 2. Gene Ontology annotation, biological process: endoplasmic reticulum mannose trimming; carbohydrate metabolic process; mannose trimming involved in glycoprotein ERAD pathway. Gene Ontology annotation, cellular component: endoplasmic reticulum; membrane. Lineage: Eukaryota; Metazoa; Cnidaria; Anthozoa; Scleractinia; Pocilloporidae. Gene Ontology annotation, molecular function: mannosyl-oligosaccharide 1,2-alpha-mannosidase activity; calcium ion binding. The record is from RefSeq and is a predicted model, not a curated record.